Dichomitus squalens LYAD-421 SS1 is the source of this 567-nucleotide messenger RNA. RefSeq lists its product as uncharacterized. Lineage: Eukaryota; Fungi; Basidiomycota; Agaricomycetes; Polyporales; Polyporaceae. The annotation marks the transcript as partial. Gene Ontology annotation, molecular function: glucosamine 6-phosphate N-acetyltransferase activity; monosaccharide binding. Gene Ontology annotation, biological process: UDP-N-acetylglucosamine biosynthetic process. The record is from RefSeq and is a predicted model, not a curated record. The transcript is spliced from 2 exons. Gene Ontology annotation, cellular component: endoplasmic reticulum; Golgi apparatus; endoplasmic reticulum-Golgi intermediate compartment.
AAUGCCCUUCACGCCAGACCACGACCUCGACCUCCUCUUCCCCACCGAACACAUCCCCGCCGACGUCAGGAAGCAGCUGCCCCCAGAGCUCCACAUCCGCCCCCUCGCCUCGUCCGACUACGCCCGCGGCCACCUCGCCAUCCUCUCCGUCCUCACCGUCGUCACAGACCCCGGCGAGGCCGCCUGGCGCGCCCAGUUCGACGCCCUCCGCGCCGCCCCGCGCACGUACUACCCCAUCGUCAUCGUCGACCGGACGUCCGACCGCAUCGUCGCCGUCGGCACCGUCUUCGUCGAGCGCAAGUUCCUCCGUGGCCUCGGCGCCGUCGGCCACAUCGAGGACAUCGCCGUCGACAAGGGCCAGCAGGGCAAGAAGCUCGGCCUCCGCGUCAUCCAGGCGCUCACCGCCAUCAGCGAGAACAGCGGCUGCUACAAGACGAUCCUCAACUGCAGCGAUAGCAAUAUACGUAAGUCGCCGUCGCCGUCGUGAUCUGCGCCUGUCGCCUCGCCUCGUGCGUGGAAAUGGGGGAUGGGGCGGUAUGUGCUGACUCGCGCUUGCCCGUUUGCAGC